This is a messenger RNA of Larimichthys crocea (large yellow croaker), 619 nucleotides long. RefSeq names its product hemoglobin subunit alpha-A. NCBI's taxonomy places the organism in Eukaryota, Metazoa, Chordata, Actinopteri, Sciaenidae. Gene Ontology annotation, biological process: hydrogen peroxide catabolic process; oxygen transport. Gene Ontology annotation, cellular component: haptoglobin-hemoglobin complex; blood microparticle; hemoglobin complex. The transcript has 3 exons. The record is from RefSeq and is a predicted model, not a curated record. Bases 67 to 498 code for a protein of 143 amino acids. Gene Ontology annotation, molecular function: heme binding; oxygen binding; oxygen carrier activity.
CGUUGACCAGACCCUUUAUCUGAGAAUAUUUUCUUUCAGUUCAGAAAACUUGAAGAAAAAGCAGCCAUGAGUCUCUCUGGAAAAGACAAGAACAUAGUCAAGGCUUUCUGGGAUAAAGUGUCCCCGAAGGCCACUGAUAUUGGAGCUGAGGCUCUGGGCAGGAUGCUGACUGUUUAUCCUCAAACCAAGACCUAUUUUUCCAAAUGGGCUGAUUUAAGCGCUUCUUCCGCACAAGUGAAGAAGCAUGGUGGGGUGAUCAUGGCAGCCGUUGGAGAUGCUGUCUCAAAAAUUGAUGACCUUGUCUCUGGGUUGAAGAACCUCAGCGAGCUGCAUGCCUUCGAGCUCAGAGUGGAUCCUGCCAACUUCAGGAUUCUGGCCCACAACAUCAUGGUGGUUUUGGCCAUGUACUACCCCGCAGACUUCACCCCAGAAGUUCACCUCUCUGUUGACAAGUUCCUGCAGAACCUGGCUUUGGCUCUGUCCGAGAAAUACCGCUAAACUCGAAAUCAUCUAAGAGCACCGACUGCAUAGGCCUACUUGUGACAUGUCGUCCACAAAUAUGUUAACGUCCCCUAACGUUAAUACAGGCUUGGUGAAUAAAACUGACUAAUAUAAAGUG